Messenger RNA from Nothoprocta perdicaria, 2160 nucleotides. It is a transcript of the gene DUS4L, whose product is annotated as dihydrouridine synthase 4 like. Gene Ontology annotation, biological process: tRNA processing. The transcript has 6 exons. Lineage: Eukaryota; Metazoa; Chordata; Aves; Tinamiformes; Tinamidae. The record is from RefSeq and is a predicted model, not a curated record. Gene Ontology annotation, molecular function: flavin adenine dinucleotide binding; tRNA dihydrouridine synthase activity. Bases 8 to 955 code for a protein of 315 amino acids.
UUUCCCCAUGGUCGGUGACGUCGCCGAAACGGAGCGGCGCCCGCUAAAAGAYCCCGUGGAUUUGUUCCACUCCGGGCAGGUUGUGAAAAUAUGCGCCCCGAUGGUCCGUUAUUCAAAGUUGGCCUUCAGAAGCUUGGUGAGGAGGUACGAGUGCGACUUGUGCUACACCCCGAUGAUCGUGGCGGCUGAUUUUGUGAGGUCUGCCAAGGCCAGGGACAGCGAGUUCACAACAAAUAACGGGGAUCAUCCACUGAUUGUUCAGUUUGCAGCUAAAGAAGCACAAGUUUUAUGCGAUGCUGCCCAAAUUGUCUGUCCUUUUGCAGACGGGAUAGACUUGAACUGCGGCUGCCCUCAGAGAUGGGCAAUGGCAGAAGGUUAUGGUGCAUCCUUAAUUAACAAACCAGAGCUAGUCCAAGAUAUGGUGAGACAUGUAAGAAAUCAAAUUGACAACCCUCGGUUUUCAAUAUCUAUUAAAAUAAGGAUCCAUGAGGAUUUAAAAAGAACAGUUGAUCUGUGUCGUAAAGCUGAAGCAAGUGGAGUUUCGUGGAUUACAGUACAUGGGAGAAAUGUAGAAGAAAGACAUCAGCCUGUACAUUAUGAUGCAAUUAAAAAUAUUAAACAAAGUAUAUCCAUUCCUGUUGUGGCUAAUGGAGACAUUAAAACUUUAAAAGAUGCUGAAAAYGUUCAUCAGUUGACAGGAGCAGAUGGUGUAAUGGUGGCUCGAGGACUCUUGGCAAACCCAGCUAUGUUUGCUGGAUACGAGGAGACGCCUUUGAAGUGCAUCCAGGACUGGGUCAGCAUUGCUCUUGAGCACGGAACUCCUUUUACAUGUUUUCACCAUCACUUAAUGUACAUGAUGGAACGAAUAACUUCGAAACAAGAGAAAAAAGUUUUCAAUGUUUUAUCAAGUACCUCAUCAGUUUUAGAUUAUCUGAAUGAUCAUUAUGGUGUGUGAUAACUUAGAUUCUGUAUGUAUGUGUUGUAUGAAGAGUUUCAUUUUGGAAUUGCCAAUGCAUUGCUGUAGUUUUACUUGGUCUCCUAUUUAUUAGUCAUGUUGGUAUACUGUGUAAAUAUUUUCAAUACAUUAUUACAUUGUGAUCAACUUGACAGUUUAUAUUUUUAGUAUUUUUAUAUUAGCAUUUUCUACUCAAGCAGUAGUCCACAUUCCAUAAAUGUGGGAYUCUGUUUAUAAUGCAUUACUUGGACUGACUGUUUAAAGACUCCAGGAAAUUAUUUUUUGUACAAGACAAUUGCUUAUAAGAGUAUGUUUGCAAAUUUAGGGAUCUUUCUUGCUAAAACUUACUAAAAUGAGGACUUGUCAAAAAUAACACCAGCUAUUAGAGACCAAAAGAAUAAUUUUGGGACCAAUCAUAGAAAUAUUUGCUCUAUCUAGGAGAAAGUGAACUUUCAAUUUGAGGAAUUUUUUUGUAUAUAUUCAGAGCUGGUGAGACCUUGAAGCUCAGAAUAUUACUCUCUUAAAUUUAUGUUCCUUUUGCAAUUUAAUUAAUUGAAAACAGUGCAAUUUAAAACUUACAUACAACUCAAGAGUAUACAACUAAACUUUCCUAAAAAAGGAGGUUCCAAUACAGUCCCUCCAAUCUUGUUUAAAGCAUAAGCAUAAGACAUAUACUUGAGUUGAGAUUACCUAAAGUAUUUAUAAUACCACUUAUUGAUAAAAUUGGUACCUUGCACUGGAUAAUGAAUUAUGAGUAGGAAUUUAAACCAUUUCUUCAUCUUACUUGGUUAUCCUUUCUGUCAUCUUCUAUCCCAGGUUUAUUUCCAUAUCUGAUAUCUGGAACUUUGAGUUGUGUAUAAGUUUUAAAUUGCACUGUUUUAAGUAGAAAACUAGCUCGGCCUGAAGUGCAAGAUUUGAAUGUUCAGACUAAAUGCAGUUUUAUCUACUGUGUAAUAAUUAUAUACAAGAUUAAAUCCUCUCACCUACUAAAACAGAGCUUUAUAGGACAAAGAAAAGCUCACAGAUUUUCUCUGUGGGGUUCUUGCAAUCUUUUCUGCCUGUGGGCAUGUUGCUUAUGAAAGCCUGACAACAACUUGGCUUUGAAUCUUUGUAUAGGACAGAAUAGUGAAAAUCAGAACAAGAUAAUAAAAUUGCACACCAGCUGCAGUUGUUCUGCAGGGGAAACUUUGCACAUCUUCUAUGCA